Molecule: messenger RNA, 1717 nt
Organism: Zea mays
Lineage: Eukaryota; Viridiplantae; Streptophyta; Magnoliopsida; Poales; Poaceae
Exons: 7
Coding region: 200-1273 (357 amino acids)
Biological process (GO): regulation of DNA-templated transcription
Cellular component (GO): nucleus
Source: RefSeq, a predicted model, not a curated record
CUCCGGCCUAAGUUGAGUGCGCAACUAAACUUCCUGGGCUGGGGGAGCUGCACGCCUCCAUCCGGCUCCCAUUGCCUAAAUAUACAAGCCAUCCUAGGAGGAGGGGUAGUACGGUGGUGUCAUUCUUUUUGACUGUCUCUCUCUCCUCACCUCAAGUCCCCGAACCAGUAGUGCACCAAGAACCACUCCAUCCAUCUCCAUGGGAGACUCCGGAGGAAGAAGAGGACCACCUCUUCCUCGGCUGCUAGAUCUCAUCCCGGACGGGAAAGAACGGAAGGGGAGGGAAGCGCAAGACGCGGGAAGGUCGAAGAACAGCGGCGGCUUCGGGGGCGAGGAGGACGCGAAGCUGGAGCUCAAGCUCGGGCCUCCGGGUCUCACUCUCGUAGAAGAAGGAACGACAGCUACCGUGCCAAGAGAUGGAGGCGUACUACAGCGAGAGACGACGACCACCCCGACCCUCUCGCUCGGGUGCUUCCCACGUAACCCCUCCAAGCCUGCGGUAGACGCAGCUACAGCUGGGACGAAGAGGGGGUUCUUCGACACCGCCGUCGAGGCCAAGACAGAAGGCCGCGACGAGCGGAUGGAGCAGCAGGCCGGAGCUGGAUGUGGGAACGAGCUAGCACUGGACGAGAAGACGGCAGCCGCGGCCGCGAGUGAGAGACAGAAAGGGUCCUGCUGCCCGCCGACGCCACAGCACGCCCCUCCUGCUGCGACCGUGCACAGCGGAGCACACGUCCUGCAGCUGGGAAGAAGGCCUUCGGCUCCGGUUGUCGGUUGGCCCCCGGUCAGAUCCUUCAGGAGAAACCUUGCUCAUCAUCAUCAUGGAAGCUCCUCCAAACAACCCACCGAGCCACAGAACAGCGAAGCUAGCAGGAAGGAGAAGCCUGCCUGCAAGAAGAACCCUCUCGUAAAAAUCAACAUGGACGGGAUCCCCAUCGGAAGGAAAGUAGACCUUGCAGCCUACGACAGCUACGAGAGGCUAUCACUGGGCGUCAAAGAGCUUUUCCACGGUUUUCUUCAAGCUCAAAAGGAUAUGUCUCCAACUGCUGGAAAGAUAUUCUCUCAAUUGUUGGAUGGAUCUGGCGAAUAUACCCUGGUCUACGAAGACAACGAAGGAGACAGGAUGCUGGUAGGGGACGUGCCGUGGAAUGUGUUUGUGUCAACUGCUAAAAGGCUGAGGGUUUUGAGGAGCUCGGAGCUUGCCAAAGGUUUGGUAGGCACAAGGCCACCUCAGAUUGCGGUAGCUCCGAGAAGAGGACCACCAGAUUGCUGAAAGCCUGAAACAGCGACAAAAUUCUGAUCAUUUGGAAUAUGUUCAAGUUCAUCGGACUUGAAUUCUCAAGUAAUUUUUGCUAGAUAUGCUUUAGCUCACGUGAUGAUCAAUCAUCGAUAGAAGGUUCAGAUCACUGGUAAGGACAGGACAGGACAGAGGAAGGUUCAAUCUUUGAGUACUCAUAAAAACUAUCGAGGUACUCGUAAAACAAGGUUUCAGUAAACUCUAUAUCAAGGAUUCCAGGGUGAGUUCAGAGUACCAUGAAAAGUUUCUGUAAUAACUAUGCUGAAUAUAGAUUAUAGAGUAUAUAUAUGUCUAAAUCUGUUAUGUCAACCACCAUAGCUAAACCAAUACAACUAUGCAAGGAAUGCCACAUUGUUUGUAAAAUCUUAUUUGAACCGGUGGCGGAUGUAAACAGGUAGAGCUAAGCAAUCAUCCAAGCCA